AUGGAUCGAUCGAACUACGCUGAGAAUGGUGCCAAUGGUCGUAUCAACAUUGAUCCUGCUAACUUAUCAGCUGAAGAGCUUCUUGAUUUAUGUUUGAUUGGAACGCUGCAAACAAACCAAGUUGUACGGUUUGCUGUGCUGCAAGACAUGCUUGCUCAACUGCGGCAACCGGGGCAAACCAUGGAUAUCAUAAAGCUGGACGAAAACAAAUUUCUCUUCCAAUUCUACCAUGUGUGGGAUAUGGAUAGAGUCAUUCAAGGAGGCCCUUGGCGAUAA
This is a messenger RNA of Vicia faba (fava bean), 276 nucleotides long. Lineage: Eukaryota; Viridiplantae; Streptophyta; Magnoliopsida; Fabales; Fabaceae. The record is from the annotation of a GenBank genome assembly.